This is a messenger RNA of Aphidius gifuensis, 1903 nucleotides long. Its product is annotated as putative inorganic phosphate cotransporter. The transcript has 8 exons. Bases 121 to 1731 code for a protein of 536 amino acids. Gene Ontology annotation, biological process: monoatomic anion transport; transmembrane transport. NCBI's taxonomy places the organism in Eukaryota, Metazoa, Arthropoda, Insecta, Hymenoptera, Braconidae. Gene Ontology annotation, cellular component: plasma membrane. Gene Ontology annotation, molecular function: transmembrane transporter activity. The record is from RefSeq and is a predicted model, not a curated record.
AUAUUCAUUUAUUUCUGUUGAAUAAUUUUACUAUGGAAACAAAAAACAAAAUUAAUCAACAAAAUAAACAAAAUAUAAAUUAAUUUUAUCCAUUUAAAUUUUCCAAAAAUAAUUAAUAAAAUGUUUUGGACAAUAUUACGAUGUAUACCAAUGCGUGUGAUAAUAUGCAUAAUGAUGUUUACAUGUUGCUGGACAAGUUACAUGUGCCGUCUUCAAAUGAGCAUUCUAGCUGUUCCAAUGAUAAAAACUCAACAAGAUGAUAAAAAAGUAUCAGGUGUUUGUAUUAAUUCCGAUAACAACAGAAAAAAAAGAUGGACAGAGGAACAUGAUACUUUGCAUGAUGAAUUGAUAUCUAAUGAAAAACAAAUAUCUGAUUUAAUUAUUGAACACUCAAUGUUACCUCGUCAAGCGAACCUUGAUCAAGUGAAUGAUACGUUUGAUAAUUCAUUGCGAAAUAAUGAUUAUAAUAAAGCAAGAAGUAUACAUAUAUAUACUGGUGAACCAUUUGAAUGGACACCAUUUAUACGUGGACAAUUAAUAUCAGCAUAUAGUUGGGGUAAUGUACCUGGUAAUUUUUUGGGUGGUGUAUUAUCACAAAAAUAUGGACCACGUAAUGCUGUAUUAUGGUCAUCAAUUGUUGCUGCAUUUGUGUCAUUGUUAACUCCAAUUAUUGCACAAAUUUCAUGGACAGCAUUGGCAAUGUCAAGAGUUAUUAUUGGCAUAACUGGUGGAAUAAGUUUUCCUGCUUGUCAUACACUUGUUGCAAAAUGGGCUGUACCUGAUGAAAAGGGUAGAUUUAUUUGGACACUUCAAGGUGGUACAUUUGGUUCAAUAUUUUUAUUUGGUAUUAUAUCAGGAAUUGCUGAAAAUAUAAAUUGGGAAAGUGGCUGGUAUUUUCCAGCAAUAAUUAUGUUUAUUUGGAUAUUUUUUUGGUAUUUACUUGCUUAUGAUUCACCUGAAGAACAUCCUGGUAUUACAGAAGAAGAAAAAACAUUUAUCAUUGAAUCACAAGCUGGUGUUGUUACGAAAGAAAAACAAAAAUUAAGUGAUAUACCAAUUUUAAAAAUUAUGACAUCCAUCCCGUUUAUUAGCUUGAUACUUUGUCAUUUUGGAAAUUUAUUUUUAUUAUUUUUCUAUCAAAAUGGCAUGAUGUUGUAUCAAACAAAAGCACUUGGUUUUAAAUUAACAAAAGGUGGAUUUGUUGCUGGUUUACCAUGGGCAAGCAGAGUAAUAUUUGCAUUUGUUUUUGGAUGGAUUGGUGAUACAAUUAAACGAAAAAAAUUAAUGUCCAUUACUACAUUGAGAAAAGGAGCAACAAUUUUUUCACAUUUUUUACCUGGAGUAUGUUUAAUUAUUGUUGGCUAUCUUGGAUGUUCAUUUUUUUGGGCAAAUGUUUUUUUAAUUCUUGCACUUGGAUUUAAUGGAGCUGCAUCAAUUGCAAAUUUAUCAAAUAAUCAAGAUUUAUCACCAAAUUAUGCUGGUUUUCUUUACGGAAUUAUGAAUACAGUUGGUUGUUUAUCAGGUAUUAUUAUAUCACCAGUUGUUGAGGAAGUUGCAGGAAAACACGGUAAUCCAAUUGACAAAUGGAGAAUUUUAUUCUGGAUGGGUGCUGCUGUUUGUAUAUCUUGCAUGGGAAUAUUUAUGGUAGGUGGAAGUGGAAAAGUACAAAGUUGGAAUGAAAUUCAACCACGACGUGAAAAUCAACGAAAUCAACAAGCACCAAGAGCAUAAAAUAUUUUUCUAUUUAUUUAUUAUUAUUUUUUAUUUAAUAAAAAAAAAGAAAAAAAAAAUAAUAAUCCACAAAUUUAUUUACAAUCUCAAUAUUAUUAUAUAUUUAUUUAUAAAUAAUUUUUGUUUUCAUGUUAUCAUGCGUAAUAUACAAAAUAAAAUCUAUUUGGAAAUU